CGUGGAUCUCUGUUGUCUCCUCCGUGUCACAAGGCUGCAGAGGGCAUCCGAGCAAACUUUGAAUGCAACGAUUGUUUAAACUCUUGACUCACCUGACUAUGCAACGCCUGAUGUAUUGACAGAGAAGGGAAGGGGCGUCGUUGUUGCACUUCUGACAGAAUGAAGACGAGAGAGGUGAAGAUUAUGAACCAGGGCCUGGAGGAUGAGAUGGAGGUGUGGGGGUACCAGCCCUGUCUGUGGAAGAUGAUCCUGGUGGGUGUAGGCGCCGUGUGCUCUGGGGGUCUCCUGCUGCUGGUGCUCUACUGGCUGCCUGAGUGGGGCGUCAAGGGCACCUGCACACACACCUCGCUGAGGGACGCACACACACUGCUGCUCAGGACCACGGAUGAGUUCAAGCAGUGGUUUCGAGCCCAAGUACAUGUGAUGUUGGCUCCAGGGAAAAAACCCUUUGACAGUCUGGAUCUGCAGUCCCUGGCUCAGCUGCCGAAUGGGGACGGAGACCACAGCAUGAGUGCUGCGCAUGAGGAGCAUCGUGGGAAAUUUGCCUGCAGACAGCCUGUUCAGAUCCAGUACUUCACCCACCACAGCACUAAAUACUACUGGAAUGAUAUGAUACAGAACUUUGAAUUGUAUAAAGGCUUGGAGGAUGUGAAGGUGAGCUGUGCAAGCAUCCACUCUGACCACAGCUCUGGACUUUCUAAAACGCUGCAGGACUACAGGGCGUUGUUUUUCGGAGAGAAUGAGAUUGCUGUAAGAGUGCCUUCUCUAUUCAAGCUCCUCAUAAAGGAAGUCUUGAAUCCUUUCUACAUCUUCCAGCUCUUCAGUGUUGUCCUGUGGAGUGCUGAGGACUACUACUAUUAUGCUACAGCCAUCAUUUUCAUGUCCGUCAUUUCAAUAGCUACCUCACUAUAUACCAUUAAAAAGCAAUAUGUGAUGCUACAUGACAUGGUGGCAGCUCACAGCGUGCUCCGUGUUUCAGUGUGCAGAGGAAAUAAAGAUAUUGAACAGGCCAUGUCAACAGAGCUUGUGCCGGGUGAUGUCAUCAUUAUUCCAGCCAAUGGGAUGAUCAUGCCCUGCGACGCUGUGCUCAUCCAUGGAACCUGCAUCGUAAACGAGAGCAUGCUGACAGGAGAGAGCGUGCCAGUUACCAAGACAAGUCUGCCUAGUUCCGGCGAAGAGGCAGCCAGGAGCUAUGAUAUGGAGGAGCACAAGAGGCACACCCUGUUCUGUGGUACCCACGUUAUCCAGACCCGCUUCUACGCUGGUGAACUGGUGAAGGCUGUUGUGGUCAGAACAGGCUUCAGUACAGAGAAAGGCCAACUGGUGCGCUCCAUCCUCUACCCUAAACCCACCGACUUCAAGCUGUACCGCGAUGCCUACCUGUUCUUGUUGUGUCUGGUGGGGGUGGCAGGGAUCGGCUUCAUCUACACCAUCGUCCUCAGUAUCAUGAACAAGGUUCCAGCUAAAACCAUCAUCACUGAAUCUCUGGACAUCAUCACCAUCACUGUGCCCCCGGCCUUACCGGCAGCCAUGACAGUUGGUAUUGUGUAUGCGCAGCGGCGUCUGAAGCGCGUUGGUAUCUUUUGCAUCAGUCCUCAGAGGAUCAACAUGUGUGGUCAACUUAACCUGAUUUGCUUUGACAAGACUGGUACUCUGACUGAGGAUGGUUUGGACCUGUGGGGUAUUCAGAGAGCUGAAGAUGGCAGCUUUUCUCCCCCAGAGUCUGAUGCAGCUAAAGAAAGUCUGAUUAACACUGUGUUUGUGGCCUGCAUGGCUGCCUGCCACUCACUGACCAAGAUAGAGGGCGAGCUCUCCGGAGACCCUUUAGACCUGAAGAUGUUUAGCGCUACAGGCUGGGUCCUAGAAGAGCCCACAGAGGAAGAGACUGCCCUCCACAAUCCCAUAAUGCCCACAGUUGUGCGACCUCCAAAGCACAACGUCCCUGAAGCCAAUCAGAACAAUCCACUAACUCAGAACAUGGAGCUAUCUGAAUUAUCAUCCUGUGAGAUUGGUAUUGUGCGUCAGUUCCCCUUCUCCUCGGCCCUGCAGAGGAUGAGUGUGGUGGUCAGGAGGUUGGGGGAAAAACACAUGGACGCUUACUUGAAAGGAGCACCGGAGGUUGUGGCCAGCCUCUGCAAACAGCACACAGUCCCACAGAGCUUCACAGAAACUCUGGAGACCUACACCAGGCAGGGCUUCAGGGUUAUUGCCCUGGCACAUCGACAGCUGGAGUCCAAACUCUCCUGGCACAAAGUCCAGAGCCUUAGCAGGGACCUGAUAGAAACCAACAUGGAGUUCCUUGGUUUGAUCAUCAUGCAGAAUAAAAUAAAAGAGGAGACUGCCGGGGUUUUACGUGAAUUACGACAAGCUAACAUCUGCACGUUGAUGGUCACAGGCGACAACAUGUUGACGGCGAUAUCAGUGGCUCGAGAUUGUGGGAUGGUCCGUGCACAUGAGAGGGUCAUUAUAGCAGAUGCUCUACCUCCUAAGGAUUUCCACCCUGCUAGUAUCACAUGGCAUUACACUGAAAACCCCACUCAGACCAUCAAGGACAAUCAGACGGUGGAGGUAAACCUGGAGGAGGGGGUAUAUGACAACCAAGUUAUACAGCAGGAUCAAAGCUAUCACUUCGCUGUGAGCGGCAGAGCCUUCGCUGUUAUCACUGAGCACUUCCCUCAACUCGUCCAAAAGCUCGUGCUGAGAGCCACUGUGUUUGCCCGCAUGGCUCCGGACCAGAAGACUCAGCUGGUGGAAGUCCUGCAGAGCAUCGACUACACUGUUGGAAUGUGUGGUGAUGGCGCUAAUGACUGUGGUGCUUUGAAGAGAGCUCACAGUGGGAUCUCUCUGUCUGAGCUGGAGGCUUCUGUCGCUUCACCCUUCACCUCCUCCACCUCAAACAUCUCCUGUGUCCCCAACCUUAUCAGGGAGGGUCGAGCUGCCCUCAUAACAUCAUUCUGCGUGUUCAAGUUCAUGGCUCUUUACAGCAUCAUCCAGUACCUCAGUGUCACGCUGCUCUACUCGAUUCUCAGCAACUUGGGAGACUUCCAGUUCCUCUUCAUUGACAUCGCCAUCAUUCUCAUCAUUGCCUUCACAAUGAGUCUGAACCCGGCGUGGAAGGAGCUGGUGUGGCGCCGCCCGCCAUCCAGUCUGAUCUCUGGCCCGCUGCUCUGCUCAGUUCUGACCCAGAUUCUCACCUGCGCGGUCUUCCAGGUCCUGGCUUUCUUCUUAGUACGACAGCAGAGCUGGUAUGAGACAUGGACACCUCAGUCAGAUGCCUGUAAUGUUUCCAGCUCCAGUCUCUCUCACAGCCUGAACGUAACAACCCCUCGCGACCACAAAAACAUCAGGAACUACGAGAACACCACCCUCUUCUACGUCUCCUCUUUCCAGUAUUUGGCUGUGGCCAUCAUUUUCUCCAAGGGAAAGCCCUUCAGACAGCCAAGCUACAAGAACUGGCCGUUCAUGCUGUCCUGUAUCGGCCUGUAUACUUUUCUUCUCCUCAUCAUGCUGUAUCCUGUUCCCGCCAUCGACAGCUUCCUGGAGUGCUGCUCUGCCUCCACUCAGAUCGUGUGUGUUCCCCAUGACUGGCGCGUUACGCUGGUCAUCAUUGUCAUAGUGAAUGCGGCUGUGUCUUUCAUGCUGGAGAUUUUGAUCCUUGACAUCAUCUUGCGGAGACUAGUUUUCACAUCCACUCAGGGGCGACAUCGCCACACAGAGCCCCGCACUGCUGACACACCUCAGGUGGCCAAUGACCGCUGGGGCUCGUCCUUCCUCUCCUGGUUGUUCUGUCGGAGAAACAAGCCCCCAAGAGUGUGCUACAUGCACCUGGCCCUGAAGCUGCAGGACGACGCCGACUGGCCCCCCAGACCCUCCACUGUCACCUACGCCAGCGAUCCACAAUCCUACAUCUCUGCCCCCCCCCCAACACCAACGUGACCAACAACUACUACUGCACAGACUAAACCUGAAACCCCCAACAAGCCUUUUGUGUUGACUUAGCUCUGGUUGAGCUCAGAGAUGUGACAAAUGCCCUCAGAUGAUGUUUAUAGGAUGUGGAGCUUGCUGGAUGCUCAGCGACCAAUCCAGCAGCCUCAUAGAGGCGAGGCCUCCUAUUGCGACAACUGACUGACACUGUGAACUGCUCAUACACAAAGUUCUCUCCCGUUUUCUCACCUCAUCAGAACGGACAAACACUCUGCACUUGGAUUUGAACCAGGGCCUCUGUUAGAUAAUAAUAGAUCAUCAUUUUGGGAAAUACUGUAUGCUUAUUUGUUUCAUGCAGAGAGUUAAAUGUUAACAUUGAUACCACUCUCAUAUUUGUAUGGUAAAUAUGAAGGUAUUGACAGCAGUCGGUUAGCUUAGCUUAGCACAAAGACUGGAAACGGGGAAACAGCUAACCUGGCUCUGUCCUUAGGUAAAAAUCUUCUAAAGCUCACUAAUUAACACGUUUUAUUUUAUUUGGUUUAAGCCGUACUUAAACCGAAGUGUCAAACUUCACGUUGUGGUUUUACAGGUGGUUAAGUCUCUGCAACCUCAUGGUGAUGACCAGACUACGCUAAGCUAACCGGCUGCUGACUGUAGCUUUAGUUGUAUCAGUCUUUUCAUCGAACUCUCGGCGAGAAAAUGAAAAGCAUAUUUCCCAAAAUGUCAAGCUGUUCCUUUUAAAAAUGACUGGAUGUCUCACUAACUACAUUGUACUCGACUGCCAAUGGCAUACAAAAUGGCAACUACAACACUCAACAUCAUUUAUCGAAUUGUUUAUGAGUGUCAGAUGAGUGUUUUCGUUGUUUUAAACAGUUUUUAUUAUCUGACCCAAUAUUUGAAAAAUUCGAACCAAGUGAGGAGCAUUUUUUUGUCAGUCUGACAGAUCAGAUACAUCAUACAGGUCCAGUAUUCAGCUGUUGUUUUUCUCAGUCAGGGCCGACCGUUUAAGGCCUAAAAGCGCUGCAUGAAUCUUUCCACUUCACUGUGAAUACAGACAUACGGUCUUCCACUAACAGUUUCACAUGAGAGUCUUAUGCCUUUUUGCAAUUUUAUGAACAUAACUAGUACUGUUGUAUUUCUAAGACAGAAAACAUUCCACUGCUACAUUUCUGUCUUAGAGUUGCUUCGGUUGAAGUUCUUCCCGUGGAAGAGAGAAGCAGAAAUUUCUGCGUCCCUUUUUGAAAUUUUAUUGCCAGUGCCGCUGUGUGUGGUUGUGUGAAAGAGAGAGCAAGAGAGCGUGCAAAUUAACCAUUUAUGUGUCCCUUGAAUGCAUUACAAAAUCUUUAUGCUCUUUUUCCUCAAAAUAUGACUUUCUUUCUGAAAGGAAAAAUAAUGACACCAUUUAACAUCACUAUGGUACCGUACAACUGAUAAUGUUUGAAUUAGUUAGUUAAAGCAAUUAAAUGAAUCAAAACGAAUCAUUGCUGCUGUGACAAUUUUAUAACAGUUGAUUUUAACGAUUUUUAUAUAAUAUUUUUAUGUAACUGUAUACAGCUGUUGUAUACAUAUUUUUUUAGUCAAGGUUAAAAAUGAAAUAAAUGUGAAAAAAUAUGAGAAUUAGUCACCUAAAUCUCCCCUUUAUUGUAUGUUUUUGAAAAUUGUAAUACAGUAUUUGUACUUAUUUUCUUAUCUCUACAAUGUGACAAAAAUGUUUCCGUGUCUGUCAACGAAUAUCCCUGUUUGCUCAGCAGAACUCCCAUUACAUUUCCCAAUAAAUCUGUAUAUUAAGCCA
Molecule: messenger RNA, 5716 nt
Organism: Siniperca chuatsi (mandarin fish)
Lineage: Eukaryota; Metazoa; Chordata; Actinopteri; Centrarchiformes; Sinipercidae
Product: polyamine-transporting ATPase 13A3-like
Exons: 33
Coding region: 160-3936 (1258 amino acids)
Biological process (GO): polyamine transmembrane transport; intracellular calcium ion homeostasis
Cellular component (GO): late endosome membrane
Molecular function (GO): ATP binding; ATP hydrolysis activity; ATPase-coupled monoatomic cation transmembrane transporter activity
Source: RefSeq, a predicted model, not a curated record